Dimorphilus gyrociliatus is the source of this 1776-nucleotide messenger RNA. The record is from the annotation of a GenBank genome assembly. NCBI's taxonomy places the organism in Eukaryota, Metazoa, Annelida, Polychaeta, Dinophilidae.
GCAGUAUCAUUUACAGGAAGUAUAGUAAAGCGUGCCUACAGUCAAACCGCCAGUCGAACAUUUUCUAAAAUGCUUGUUUUGUUCGAAACACCGGCGGGUUACGCGGUAUUCAAACUAUUAAAAGAGAAAAAGCUAGAAAAUUGUGACGAUUUGUUCAAAGACUUUGAGACACCCGAAAAGGCAAAGAAACUUUUGAAGUUGACACAUUUCCACAAGUUCGAAGACACAACUGAAGCCCUUCGGGCCGCCACCUCCUCUCUAGAUGGAAAGGUAGACAAGAGUUUGAAGAAAGUCAUAAAGAAGGUGAUAGCUAAAGAAGCUCAGGAAAGUUUGGCCGUUGCUGACGCUAAACUUGGAAAUUGUAUAAAGGAAAAAUUUGACAUUAAAUGCAUCUCAGGAACUGCUGUUCAAGAACUAAUGAGAUGUAUUCGUACCCAAAUGGAUUCGCUUAUAGAAGGAAUAACUAAAAAGGAGAUAAACGCUAUGUCUCUUGGUUUGUCACACAGUUUGUCCAGAUUCAAGUUGAAAUUUAGUCCGGAUAAAGUUGAUAUUAUGAUUGUUCAAGCUAUAUCAUUAUUAGAUGAUUUAGACAAGGAGUUAAAUAAUUAUAUGAUGAGAGCAAAGGAGUGGUAUGGGUGGCAUUUUCCUGAAUUGUCCAAGAUAAUUACAGACAACGUACUUUAUGCUAAAGUUGUAAAACAUGUUGGUGAUCGAGUGAACUGCUUGAAGACUGAUUUCACAGAUAUUUUGACUGAUGAAUUGGCAGCUGAGGUUAAGAAAGCUGCUGAAAUAUCUAUGGGAACUGAAGUUACUGAAGAAGAUAUUGACAAUGUUAAAAGUUUAUGUGAACAAGUUCUAGAGAUAAAUGAUUACAGGGCACAGUUAUAUGAUUACUUGAGUAAUAGAAUGAUGGCAAUAGCCCCAAAUCUAUGUAUCCUUGUUGGAGAACUUGUUGGUGCAAGAUUAAUUUCUCAUGCAGGAUCUUUGAUCAAUCUUGCCAAACAGCCAGCGUCUACUGUGCAAAUUAUUGGAGCAGAAAAAGCACUUUUCCGUGCACUAAAAACUAAGCAUAACACUCCAAAAUAUGGUCUUAUAUAUCAUGCAUCAUUAGUCGGACAGACAACAGCGAAGAAUAAAGCAAAGCUAUCAAGAAUGCUGGCAGCUAAAGCCGCUCUAGCAACCAGAGUUGAUGCUCUUGGAGAGGAUGUUGGUCAGGAGCUAGGUUUAGAACACCGAGCCGCCUUAGAAAAAGCUAUAAAAAGAAUAGAAGAGGGUUCAUCUACUACAGUAAGUAUUUUCUCCUUUCUAAGGAUUUUCCUUUAUUAAAUGAUUAGAUUAUAAAGUAGUGGUCCGAAAAACUAUGAGGACAAAUAAUUUACAAUGACUUGAGCUAUAAAAGCUCAAAGGCUAUUUUAAUCGAAAUCUUAUUCUAAAGCCAUAAAUUCUUUAUUAUAGGGAAAACGAUUGAAAAACUUCCAGGAUGGCCCACCAGCAAAGAAGACGAAGUUUAAAUAGACUGACUAAAUUGUUUUUUUUUUAUUAUCGUUUAUGUUUUUAUGUUUAUUGUAUGUUUAGUGAGUUAAAGUUGUUUUUUUGCAUUUUACGAUGAAAUGGAAAACUAUAAUAUAUGAUAAAUUAGUAGUCUGUCAAAAUUUCAUUCCAUCUUCUUUAGUAAUCAAAGUUAAACCAAAAAUUCAUAACAGAUAUAACAAUAGUUUAACAGCCAAAUUGACUUUCUUCAACAUUUUAUAAGGUUUAUUGUAUAUAACAACUGAA